CCAAGGCGAAACCCGCCGAAAAACCUCAAACCGCGGAGCACAAGCCUGAGACUGACACCAAGGCGAAACCGGCCGAAUUACCUCAAACCUUGGAACACAAACCUGAGGAAGUCAAAACGAAACCUGCCGAAAAACCUCACCCCAUGGAACGCAAAUCAGGAUCUGACACUCAGACGAAACCGGCUGAAAUACCUCGAACCAUGGAAGAUAAGCCUGAGUCUGACACCAAGGCGAAACCUGCCGAAAAACCUCAAACCGCGGAGCACAAGCCUGAGACUGACACCAAGGCGAAACCCGCCGAAAAACCUCAAACCGCGGAGCAUAAACCCGAGAAAUCUUUGACGACGGAACACAAGCCUGAGUCUGACACCAAGGCGGUACACGCCGAAAAACCUCAAACUACGGAACACAAACUUGAGUUUGAAACCAAGAUGAAAACGGCCAAAAAACCUCAGACCACGCAGCAUAAACCCGAGAAAUCUUUGACCACGAAACACAAGCCUGAGUCUGAAACCAGGGCGAAACCCGCCGAAGAGCCUCAAACCGUGGAACACAAACCUGAGGAAACCAAGACGAAACCUGCCGAAAAACCUCACCCCACGGAACUCAAAUCAGGAUCUGAAACUCAGACGAAACCGGCUGAAAUACCUCGAACCAUGGAACAUAAACCAUUCUCGGACAUCCAGAUGGAACCGGCUGGAAAGCCCCUAGCCGUGGAACACAAGCCUGAGUCUGGAACCAAAAUGAAACCCGCGGAAAUACUUCAAACCACGGAACACAAGGCUGAGUUUGACAUAAAGACGAAACCUAUGGAAAUGCCUCAAACCAUGGAACUCAAGUCUGUGUUUGACACCAAGACAAAACCUGUUGAAAAACCCCACGCAACGGAACACAAGGCUGAGUCUGACAUAAAGACGAAACCUGUGGAAAUACCUCAAACCAGAGAACACAAGCCCGAAGAAUUGCUAACCAUGGAACACCAACCUGAGUCUGAAACGAAGACGAAACCUGUGGAAAUGCCUCAAGCCAUGGAACACAAACCAGGAUCUAAUAUUCUGACAAAACUUGCCGAAAAAUUGCAAUUCACGAAACAGAAAACCGCAAAACCUCAAACCACGGAGCAUAAACCCGAAAAAUCUUUGACCACGGAACAAAAGCCUGAGUCUGACACCGAGGCGAAACCGGCCGAAAUACCUCAAACUACGGAACACAAGCCUGAGUCUGACACCAAGGUCAAGUCUGACACCAAGGUGAAACCUGUGGAAAUACCUCAAACCAUGGAACAUAAACCCGAGAAAUCUUUGACGACGGAACACAAGCCUGAGUCUGACACCAAGGUGAAACCGGCCGAAAUACCUCAAACUACGGAACACAAGCCUGAGUCUGACACCAAGGUCAAGUCUGACACCAAGGUGAAACCUGUGGAAAUACCUCAAACCAUGGAACAUAAACCAUUCUGGGACAUCGAGAUGGAAUUGGCUGGAAAAUCCCAAGCCACGGAACACAAGCCUGAAUCUGACACCAAGGCGAAACCUGUGGAAAUGCCUCAAACCAUGGAAAAUAAACCAUUCUGGGACAUCGAGAUGGAAUUGGCUGGAAAGUCCCAAGCCACGGAACACAAGCCUGAGUCUCAAACUAGGGCGAAACCGGCCGAAAAACUCCACACAACGGAACACAAGGCUGAGUCUGACAUAAAGACGGAACCUGUGGAAGUACCUCAAACCAUGGAACAGAAGCCCGAAGAAUUGCUAACCAUGGAACACCAGCCUGAGUCUGAAACCAAGACGAAACCUGUGGAAAUGCCUCAAGCCAUGGAACACAAACCAGGAUCUAAUAUUCUGACAAAACUUGCCGAAAAAUUGCAAUUCACGAAACAGAAAACCGAAAAACCUCAAACCAUGGAGCAUAAACCCGAAAAAUCUUUAACCACGCGACACGAGCCUGAAUAUGACACCAAGGCGAAACCUGUGGAAAUACCUCAAACCUUGGAAGAUAAACUGUUCUCUGACAUCCAGACGAAACCGACCGGAAAACCUCAAGCCAUGGUACACGAACCAGGAUCUGAAAUUCAGACGGUACUUGCCGAAAAAUUGCAAACCACGGAACAGAAAAGCGCAAAACCUCAAACCACGGAGCAUAAACCCGAAAAAUCGCAAACAACGGAACACGAACCAACAUAUGGCACUCAAAUAGAACUCACUGGAAAGCCUCGAACCUCCGAACAAACAUCCGGGUCCGACUUUCAUCCACCAUUGAGCGUGGAUGAGGACGUGAUUGUUAAAGGAACUAGCUUGACGAAAUCGUGGUUGAAGGAUUGCAUAGAGGCAAGAAUCAAGCAGCGUCCGCGUUUGGGAAAGAUUGAGCCUUUGGGACCAGAGGCAAUUGGUUAUAUGUCCAUCAUAAGGAGAGUGCACUUGGAAUGGGAUAAAGAUCAAAAAGAUCUUCCACAGUCUGUCAUUGUAAAGAUUCCAUGCUCGUCUAAAGGAUCUGAGACCUUUGAAAAGUCAUCCGGAACGAAAAUGGAAGAGGGAGACAUGAAUAUGAUGCAAACAAUUGUUCAUGAGACAGAAACGAAGUGGUAUCGUAUCGUGCAAAAUUUAGAUCCAAAACCGUUACUCGUGCCUACGAUUUACGCAGCGGAAGGCUGCGCAUCCAUGAAUCCCAUUAUUGUCAUGGAAGACUUUCACGACUGUUUUCUGGUUGACUUUAUAGAAGGAUUUUCCGAAAAGCAGCUAUAUGCUCUAACAGAGCAGAUCGCGAAACUGCAAGCAUUCGGAAUCAAAAAUAAACAUUCAACUGAGAUUAUGAAGGGGGGACCAAUAAAGAUGAUGAUGGAAAGACCUGAGGCUGUGGAUGAGAUGCUUCCAGUUUGCCAAAAUCUCAUCGCUUGUAUGCCAGACCAAUUAGGUUGCAUAAACAAGUUCAUUGAAAGCACUUACGGUAAAGAUAUGAUGUGUACAGCCAAGCUUGUCAACGAGUACGAAGAAGGAAAAAGACCUUUCGCACUGGUCCAUGGAGAUUUAUGGGCUCCACAAGUACUAUGGAGAGAUGAAGAGACUAUUGGCGGCAUAGUGGAUUGGCAAAUGGUUCACCUUGGAAGUCCUGUUGAAGAUCUUAUGCGAAUACUGAGCACGAGUACAACAGUAGAGAUGCGAAGAAGACUAUUGCAUCCACUCCUUGAUUUUUACUACGACAAGAUGAAAAGCUUGCUUGGUGACGACAUGCCAUUCUCGAGAGAAUAUAUCAAUGAAGAACUCAUCCACGAUGCACCAUUUGGCUGUUUCAACACAAUCUUCGCCACUUGUUUCUGGCUGAACUCGUCUGAUGUUCUAAAAAAGGAUGGAAAAGUUUCAGCAGAACGACAAAAAGAGCUGUUGAAUCGAUGUAAAUGUUAUGUUGAGGACACAAUUGAGCUCUGCGGAUGGUGAUCAUGCGCACCAACGCUAUUUGACUGAAGUGCCCUCAGCAAUAUUUUAUCGUUUUUGGGCUCUACUCAUAAAGUUUAUCCUGCUUUUCUUACUGACUAACACGAGACAUAUGCGAUAUAGGG
This is a messenger RNA of Cylicocyclus nassatus, 3550 nucleotides long. The record is from the annotation of a GenBank genome assembly. NCBI's taxonomy places the organism in Eukaryota, Metazoa, Nematoda, Chromadorea, Rhabditida, Strongylidae.